This is a messenger RNA of Uranotaenia lowii, 2856 nucleotides long. RefSeq lists its product as uncharacterized. The coding region runs from base 1 to 2856 and encodes 951 amino acids. The record is from RefSeq and is a predicted model, not a curated record. The transcript has 2 exons. NCBI's taxonomy places the organism in Eukaryota, Metazoa, Arthropoda, Insecta, Diptera, Culicidae. Gene Ontology annotation, biological process: DNA integration. Gene Ontology annotation, molecular function: nucleic acid binding.
AUGAGAUUUCGCACCUACCCGAUCGCUAUUGUAGGCGAUGUAGAAAAGAUGUACCGGCAGGUACUGGUUCAUACUGACAAUCGCCCUUUGCAGAGGAUUUUGUGGCGCACAAGUUCGGAGAAUCCAAUUUCGACAUUCGAGCUACAGACAGUGACAUACGGAACUUCCUGUGCCCCGUAUCUUGCCACGAAAACACUCCAACAAAUCGCUCAACAUAAUCGUUCAUCCUACCCUGAGUGCGCUGAGUCAAUCGAACACAAUUUUUACAUGGAUGAUUGGCUAGCAGGAGGGAACUCGGCAGCAGACGUCAUUCAGAAGCAGAAAAUCGUCACAAAAUUGCUCGCUGCAUCUGGAUUUGUGUUGAAAAAAUUUGCCUCGAACUCCCAAGAAGUGUUGGCCGAAAUUCCACCCGAAGAUCUAGUCGUUGCUCAACUCCAUGAUCUACAAGAUGAACAAACUGUCAGCACUCUCGGUUUAGUUUGGGACCCGAUGACAGAUUCGCUUCGAUUCAAAGUGCAGAUCUCUCUCCCUGCCGUCAACCUGACAAAACGCAAAGUGAUGUCUUAUAUUGCGCAAAUAUUCGAUCCGUUAGGACUGGUGGGUCCUACGAUUACUAUAGCCAAGCUGUUUAUGCAGCGCCUGUGGGCGCUCAAGAUAGACGACCAAAUUUGUGAAUGGGACACCCCGCUCCCAACCAAGCUCCAAGAUGAGUGGAAAGCAUUCCACAACACUCUGUUCCUGUUAAGUGAAGUUCGCAUUCCAAGAUUUGUUUCGCUUACUGAUGCCGUCAACAUCCAACUUCACUUCUUCGCCGACGCAUCUGAAGAUGCGUAUGGGUCGUGCUGCUAUGUUAGAGCUGAGUCCAACAACCAGGUGUUUGUUCAACUGCUGACCUCCAAGGCAAAGGUCACUCCGCUAUCUGCUCGGCAUUCCAUCGCCAGACUUGAACUGUGCGCCGCCCAAGUCUCAAGUCAACUGUACAAGAAGGUGAGAGCCGCCACCAAGCUCUCAGGUCCCGUAUUUUUCUGGUCGGACUCAACCACAGUCCUGCACUGGUUGCGUUCAUCACCGAGCCGGUGGAAGACAUUCGUGGCUAAUCGAGUGUCACAAAUUCAAUCAACGACCGACAUCGAAAGCUGGAGGCAUGUGGCGGGUGUCGACAAUCCCGCCGACGACAUUUCCCGGGGCUUGAAGCCCAACGACAUUCUGCAUUGCAAGCGGUGGUGGAACGGACCACCAUGGUUAUCCCUGGCCAUCGAAAAUUGGCCACAAUCAAAUUUUUCUACGAUCGAAUCAACUGCUGUGUCCGAGGAAGGGCGCAAGGUACCAAUCGUUGCCCUCACAGCCUUUGAAGUUAAUUUCUGCUCUGAUUUAUUUGGUUUAUUCGAGAACUACUCCAAACUGCGUCGUGUUACUGCCUUUUGUCUGCGAUACAUCCACUGUCUGCAGAAAAGGAUGGUUUUGCGUCGAUCCAACUCUCGAAAGUAUAAACCACUCGCAAUUAGGCACGUUCCCAUCGACUCUAUCGAACCUCUAACAACAACGGAACUAGAGUCAGCUGAAAUCAAGUUAUGUUCGUUAGCACAGAGUCAAGAUUUCGCAGAAGAGAUAGCAGAUCUCACCGGGGCUGAGCGUGUUUCACAAUCAUCACGGCUCAAGUGGCUCAGCCCAUUUCUCGACAAGGACGGCAUCCUACGUUUAUUUCCACCGAAAGCUACUGCAUGCAGGCCCUCAACUGCUGCUUGCAACAAUGCGCCAGAAGUUCUGGAUUCUGGGCGGUCGAAACUUAGUGAAAUCCGUUUACCACCAUUGUCACACUUGUUUCAAGAACAAGCCCACACUAGUCCAACAGAGCACAGCCGAUUUACCGACGUGUCGCGGGUUUCACCCACCCGCCCAUUUCUCGUAUCUGGCAUCGACUACUGCGGACCAUUUUUCGUCAAGUCCGAGGUUCGCACUCGUGGUCCAAGGAAGGUUUACGUGGCCAUCUUCAUCUGCUUCGCGACUCGAGCGGUCCACAUCGAGUUGGUGAGCGACCUGUCGACAUCAGCAUUCAUAUCAUCACUUCGCCGAUUUAUCGGCAAACGAGGAAAGGUCGCAGAGCUACAUUCGGACAACGCCACUGCCUUCAAGGGUGCACAAAACGCACUCAACCGAAUCUACCAAAGGUUGAAGGUAGAUGCCAAGGAACGAGAUGCACUAUUUAACUGGUGUGCAGAAAAUCAAAUCAAAUGGAAGUUCAUUCCUCCGAGAUCGCCACACUUCAGUGGCCUCUGGGAGGCCGCUGUGAAGUCGGCGAAAACACACAUGCUGAAGACGAUGGGAUCAGAUCCGCUGGCGUAUGAAGACAUGCUAACACUGCUGGCGCAAGUCGAAAUGUGCCUCAACUCACGCCCGCUGGUUCCAUUACCUGAAGAUCCCAACGAUUUGGAGGUCCUGACCCCAGGGCACUUUCUGAUUGGAGAAAGUUUCCAAUCUCUACCCGAAGGCGACUUGAAGGAGACUCCAGAUAAUCUUCUAAGUCACUGGGAGCUGACACAGAAGAAACACCAAACAAUCUGGUCCCGCUGGUAUCCGGAAUACCUGCAACAACUGCAGGCACGUGCAACCAAGGGUUGCAAGGCACCAGUCAACAUCGAAAUUGGUCGAAUCGUUAUCAUCAAGGAAGACAAUAUGGCACCCGCCAACUGGCCCCUCGGAAAGAUCGUGAAGCUGCAUCCGGGGAAGGACGGAGUUGUCCGUGUUGUGACAAUACGUACUGCCAACAAGGAGGUCACCCGCUGUGUCAACAAGAUAGCCCUCUUACCGUUGGCACCUGUUCGAGAAUCAUCCAAUCCAUCCAAGAAGUCCAGGUAG